AUGAGUAUUGAUCCCUACUAAUGGCCCUUUCCUAAACGCACUGAUCUCAUGAAUUUGCAAACAAUCAAAAAUUCAAAGCAAAUCCUCACUCCCAGAGAAACAUCCUAUAAUCAUGACAUUGAAGGAUCAGUUGCCAAAAAAUGCAAUUAUUAUCAUAAAGAAGAUUUUAUCAACAAAAACGAAGACAUAGAAGGCGCAAGAUCCAAGUCGAAUAUACGUCCAUCCCACAGACCUGAUCUACAGUUAGCUUUAGAUGACAUCAAAGGCACAAGACCAAAUAUUGUUAAAUUCCAAACUUCGCGUCAACCUCUAAAUCCUCUCGAACCUUAAUAUAAACUCCCCACUUUCAUGGCCUCUCAACCAGAUCCACCCAAGUUUAUCAGAGAUGCUCAUAACAUUUAUGACAUCCAAGGAGCUCAACCCAAAUAAACUCAUAAAAAACUCAUAAUCAAAGAAUCAGAACACGAAGACAUCUAUGGAUCUCAUCAAAUCCCGAGAUUUCAGCCUAAAAAUAAAAUCGACUCUCUCUAUGUAAAAGAUAUAAACGAUUAUUUAUUGCAUAAAACUACCAGAAUUUCCAAUCCACUUGAACCUACAUACGAACAUUACGAUGAAAAAGGAAAUAAAAUUAUUAUAGGAAAUAUUGAGGGCAGCCAAAGUAAACCACUCUAUCUGAAGGAUCAAAGACAAAGUCUCCUGAUUUAAGAUAUUGAUGGCACUCAACCUGGAUCUUUGUCAUCUCGAUUCUUAAGGACUGGAGAUAGGAAAGAUUAUCGUGAAACCAAUAGUCUUGCUGAUUUGUUAGCUGCAAAAUCAGGCUCAUUGAAAAAAGGAUUGCCUAAUGUUCGAUACACAAAUCCCUUGAAUCCUUAGUAUUAAAUCCCUGGAUAGAAAGAAAUAUAUGGAUCUGUUUUCACUUAAACCGCCUAAACUCAUUUUACUAAAGCUGAACAAUUAGAUUAAUUCAUAAAGAAAAAGUGA
Messenger RNA from Paramecium tetraurelia, 981 nucleotides. RefSeq lists its product as uncharacterized. The record is from RefSeq and is a predicted model, not a curated record. The transcript has 4 exons. NCBI's taxonomy places the organism in Eukaryota, Ciliophora, Oligohymenophorea, Peniculida, Parameciidae.